AUGGUGGAUGCAAGAGGAAGCAAUGUGGGCACCAACAACGGAGCAGCCGGAGCCAACACAGCCGCUGGCAAAACAGCCACCGCCGUCGCCGCAGCCGCCAUUGCCGUUGGCGCCGCCGCCGACUCGACCACCGCCGCCGUUGCCGUUGACGCCGCCGCCACGACAGCCACCGCCACAACGACAGUCGCCGCCGCCGACGCAGUCAACGGCACCGACACCACCACGGAUGACGCCAGCGCCGCUGCUGACACUUCCGCGGCCGACGAUGGCGCCGCUGCCGACGCCACCACGGCCGACGCGCGCGCCGUCAACGCCACCUCCGCAUCCUCGCACGCCGACACCACCACCCCACGAGGGGGAAUGCCCACGGUAUGA
Messenger RNA from Drosophila simulans, 375 nucleotides. RefSeq names its product antifreeze protein Maxi-like. The record is from RefSeq and is a predicted model, not a curated record. Lineage: Eukaryota; Metazoa; Arthropoda; Insecta; Diptera; Drosophilidae. The coding region runs from base 1 to 375 and encodes 124 amino acids. The transcript has a single exon.